Haplochromis burtoni (Burton's mouthbrooder) is the source of this 1131-nucleotide messenger RNA. RefSeq lists its product as uncharacterized. The coding region runs from base 1 to 717 and encodes 238 amino acids. NCBI's taxonomy places the organism in Eukaryota, Metazoa, Chordata, Actinopteri, Cichliformes, Cichlidae. Gene Ontology annotation, biological process: response to bacterium. The transcript has 4 exons. The record is from RefSeq and is a predicted model, not a curated record.
AUGAAACAUAUUUAUUUUUAUUUCGUAGGACCCGACCCAGGCAUCACUGGUGUCACUCAAGACUCUUUGUCUAAUCCCAUCCAUCCAGGAGACCCAGUGACUCUGCAGUGUUCAGUCGUCUCUAAUUCUGAGAACAGAACAUGUACAGAAGAUCACAGUGUGUACUGGUACAGAGCCAAACCGGAUGAGUCUCAUCCAAGUUUAAUUUAUAUUCAAGGAAACAAUAGUUAUGACUGUGAGCGGAGUCCUGAGGCUGCCUCCACACAGAAAUGUGUCUACAGCUUCUCCAGGAACGUCAGCUCGUCUGAUACAGGAACUUAUUACUGUGCUGUGGCCACAUGUGGAGAGAUACUGUUUGGAAAUGGAACAAAACUCGAUAUUGAAGUUCCAGUUGUCCGUCAUUGGGAUUUGACCAACACCGUUGUCUUUCUGCUAUGUGUUGCUCUCAGCAUAAGCCUGUUUGUCAUAGCCUUCCUCAUUUAUACCAUCAAAGAAAAAAACAAAACCUCAGCUGCUGCUUCUCUACAAACAAAUACAGAAACAGCUGGUGCAGAACAACAAAUCCAGCAAAGACAUGAAGACUCAUUGACUUAUGGUGCACCAACUUUUACCAAGAGAAACACUCGCAAAGCAGAGAGAAGGAACACGAGAGCAACAGAGACAAUUUGUAUUUACUCUGAUGUCAGAGCUUUUGAGUAUGGAAAAAGUGAUGCUUGAGCAAAGCUUGUAUUUCAUCUCACUGGGCCAUCAGCUAAUACACUAUGUGGCAGCUAAUGUAUUAUUGUAUGUUUAAACCUGAUGUAUUUAUUUGUAAUGACUGUACAUAAAAUAUGAAUAAUCAUUUGGCUUACCUUUAGUAACUCACAAGAAUUCAAUUUGGAAGAACAAAAUCCAUCUUCACUUUGGACUGAUAUGUUAUAUUGGCAUGCCCAGACUCUUAGUGUGUUUUAAAUGCAUUCCUUUACCCUUUCUGUUUUCCUUUGUGUCCGCUGUAAUAGAAAUACAGAAAUCUACACAGAAACAUCUAAAAUACUACUUUGUUUUGUGAGUUCUUUGUAUCUUUCAGCUAUUUUUGUCAGGUGUUCUGAAAAUAAGCAGAAAAUAAACUUUGCUUUUCAUGGGGCUCUUGCA